UUACAGCUUCAAGGAAAGAAACAGCAUAUUAGAGCUUUGCUGAUAGACAGAGUUAUGCUGCAGCAUGAGCUGAGAACACUAACGAUGGAAGGCUGUGAAUAUAAAACCUCCCACCAGGAGAUGAUCAGAGAUCUUCUGUGUUUGUCCACAAGCUCAUAUGGUCAGGUCAGAAGUAAAGCUCAGCAAGCGUUCUUCACAGCUCUGGGAACGUACAAUUUUUGUUGCAGAGAUAUUAUUCCCUUGGUUUUGGAGUUCUUGCGCCCGGACCGGCAAGAUGUCACUCAAAAGCAAUUUAAAGGUGCCUUAUAUUGCCUUCUUGGAAAUCACAGUGGAGUAUGUUUGGCAAAUCUUCACGACUGGGAUUGUAUUGCGCAGACAUGGCCAGCGAUUGUUUCUUCUGGGCUUAGCAAAGCUAUGUCCUUGGAAAAACCAUCCAUAGUUAGACUCUUUGAUGACCUAGCAGAAAAAAUCCAUAGGCAGUAUGAAACGAUUGGAUUGGAUUUUGCAGUUCCAGAGAAAUGUGUGGAAAUAGCUGUCAUGCUGCAAAAAUCAGAACAUCCAAGUUCAAACUUCACAGGUCUUCGCUCAGAAGAAAUUCAGUUAGGAAUUCAGCGACAGAAAGAAAAGAAUGCUGAGGCUCUGCGAAACUAUGAGAAUUUGGUCAACAUGUUGCUGGACUGUGUGGAACAAAGAAAUCUUCCCUGGAAGUUUGAGCACAUAAGUAUUGGUUUCCUGUCUCUGCUCCUGAGGGAUGACAGGAUCCUGCCUGUCCGUGCCAUAAAAUUCUUUGUGCAGUGUCUCAACCAUGACGCAAUUGUAGUUCGGAAGGUGGCCAUCUCAGCUGUGGCUGGUAUUCUUAAGCAGCUUAAGAGAACACACAAGAAAGUGCCCAUCUGCCCUUAUGAAAUAAGUGGAAGCCCUAAGCCCUCCAGCAUUCAGGCUGGUGACAGACCGGAUAACCAGUGGCUGCACUACGACAGUCGGAGUUUGCCAAAGACUAAGGAAGCUUGGGAGUCGUGUUGUUUUGUGGAGAAAACACACUGGGGGUACUAUGCCUGGCCUCGAACUAUGACAGUUUACGCUCCAGUUGAGCAUCAACCAAAGCUUGGGCGAAGGCGAGACGAGCUGACAGAGGCAGAACAAAUUAUAUAUGAUCACUUUUCUGAUCCCAAGUUUGUUGAACAGUUAAUAAAAUUUUUGUCUUUAGAAGACAGAAAAGGAAAAGACAAAUUUAAUCCUCGCAGAUUUUGCCUCUUCAAGGGCCUUUUCAGAAACUUCGACGAUGCCUUCCUGCCAGUUCUUCAGCCUCACUUGGAACAACUUGUGGCAGACUCUCACGAAAGCACCCAGAGAUGUGUAGCUGAAAUUAUAGCUGGCUUAAUCAGAGGUUCUAAACACUGGACGUUUGAGAAGGUGGAAAAACUUUGGGAGCUUCUCUGUCCAUUGCUUCGAACAGCUUUGUGCAACAUCACAGUGGAAACGUACAAUGACUGGGGCACGUGCAUAGCAACCUCCUGUGAGAGCAGAGAUCCUAGGAAACUGCACUGGUUAUUUGAAUUGCUGUUGGAAUCUCCACUGAGUGGUGAAGGAGGAUCGUUUGUAGAUGCAUGCCGCCUCUACGUGCUGCAAGGUGGCCUUGCACAGCAGGAGUGGAGAGUGCCAGAGCUGCUGCACAGACUGCUGAAGUACCUGGAACCCAAGCUCACCCAGGUCUACAAGAACGUCCGAGAGAGAAUAGGAAGUGUUUUGACCUACAUAUUCAUGAUAGAUGUUUCGUUGCCAAAUACUGCUGCAACUAAAUCUCCUCGUGUCCAUGAAUUUACUACCCGGAUACUUGAAAAUCUUAAACCCCUCAUGGAAGCAGACGAAGAAAUUCAGAAUCACGUGAUGGAAGAGAAUGGAGUUGGUGAACAAGAUGAGCGAACUCAGGGCAUUAAACUCUUGAAAACUAUUCUGAAGUGGUUGAUGGCAAGUGCAGGACGGUCCUUCUCUACAGCUGUCACAGAGCAACUCCAGCUUUUGCCCUUAUUUUUCAAGAUUGCACCAGUAGAAAACGACAAUAGCUAUGAUGAGCUCAAAAGAGAUGCUAAGAUGUGUUUGUCGUUAAUGUCUCAGGGUUUGCUCUAUCCUCAGCAAGUGCCUUUGGUACUUCAGGUGCUAAAACAAACAGCAAGAAGCAAUUCUUGGCACGCUAGGUACACCGUACUAACCUACCUCCAGACCAUGGUCUUCUACAAUCUCUUUAUCUUUCUCAACAAUGAAGAAGCAGUCAAUGACAUCAGAUGGCUGGUUAUAAAACUCCUGGAAGAUGAACAGCUUGAG
Messenger RNA from Tauraco erythrolophus (red-crested turaco), 2322 nucleotides. Lineage: Eukaryota; Metazoa; Chordata; Aves; Musophagiformes; Musophagidae. The record is from RefSeq and is a predicted model, not a curated record.